GAUGGAAAGAAAAAAAAAAAUUUGGGCAGUGAGUGAGCGAGAUAGGGAGAACUUCCUUCUCCUUCUUCUUCUUCUUCUUCUAUCUCCAAUUGGGUGGUGUCCAUGUGCCACUCUCUUUCUCUAUCUCACUCACCUGCCUUUGAUUCAAAAUUGUGGGCCUUCAUCAUUUUUAUAAUUUUUUGGCCGAUCAAAAUCUUUCAUCACCAGACAAAAACUCAGUCAUUUUACUACUUGUUCAUUACAGCAGCUUAGUUAAACAAACUCAAUUGUAACUUCAAUUCCAUUUCCAACAUUACCCAGUCUAGACAACACAGUACACAUUCACUAUGACAGUUUUUCUUUCUCUCUCUGUAGAAUGAACAGAGUUGUGGGGUGAGGUGAGAUUUUAUUACUAAAGAAGUGUGGGUCUAUACUUAGGGAGGGUGCUUAGGGAAGGGUGCAUAGAAUGGACUAUGGUGGUCAUACUAAAAAUAAGUCAAGACUCAUCCUCCCUCCCUGUCUUCACAGGCCUAUAUAUACUUCUGACUAACUUUGAAAUUAUUCAACCCAUUUUCCAUUUUACACUUCUAUAUCUCUUCGGUGUUGGAAGUGGGUUGUAACAUUUACAUACCAGAAGCAUUCAUCAUCAUCAUCAAUGGCGGUUUUCUUGGUUGUUUUUCUAGCGGUGGUAGUAUUAUGUUUCAUCUGUACUGCGCUACUUAGAUGGAAUGAAGUUAGAUACAGGAAGAAAGGUUUACCUCCUGGUACUAUGGGUUGGCCUGUUUUUGGUGAAACUACUGAGUUUCUUAAACAGGGUCCCAACUUCAUGAAAAACCAAAGAGCAAGGUAUGGGAGUUUCUUCAAAUCCCACAUAUUGGGUUGUCCAACAAUUGUAUCAAUGGAUCCAGAGUUGAAUAGAUAUAUCCUAUUGAAUGAAGGAAAAGGAUUAGUUCCUGGUUAUCCACAAUCCAUGUUAGAUAUUUUAGGAAAAUGCAAUAUCGCUGCGGUGAACGGUUCAGCUCAUAAAGCUAUGAGAGGGUCAAUGCUUUCAAUUGUUAGUCCUUCCACUAUCAGAGAUCAACUUCUUCCUAAGGUUGAUGAGUUUAUGAGAUCUCACCUCAGUAAUUGGGGUGGUAAAACUCUUGACAUCCAAGAAAAAACUAAAGAGAUGGCUUUGUUAUCUUCGUUUUAUCAGAUCGGUAUUGCAUCUGACGAAAAAUCUGAAUCACUCAAGACUGAAUUCUGCAAACUAGUAAUAGGAACUCUCUCGCUUCCUAUCAACCUUCCGGGCACAAAUUACAACCGUGGAUUCAAGGGAAGAAAGAAUGUUAUUGAGAUUUUGAGAAAAAUCAUUGAGGAACGAAGAGCUUCACCGAGUACCCACAAUGACAUGCUUGGUGGUCUAAUAGGAGAUAACAGAUACAAUCUAAGUGUUGAGGAGAUAAUGGAUCAAAUAAUUACGGUCCUUUACUCCGGGUACGAAACUGUGUCAACAACUUCGAUGAUGGCUGUCAAGUAUCUUCAUGAUCAUCCUAGAGCUCUUCAAGAACUUAGGGAAGAACAUUUAGCAAUUAGAAAACAUAAAGGACCAGAUGACCCUAUUGAUUGGAACGAUUACCCGUCCAUGAAAUUCACGCGCGCUGUGAUAUUCGAAACAAUGAGACUGGCUACAAUUGUUAAUGGGGUACUUAGGCAGACAACCGAGGACAUGGAAUUGAACGGAUUUCUUAUUCCAAAAGGAUGGAGAAUUUAUGUAUAUACAAGAGAAAGCAACUAUGAUUCAUGUCUUUAUCCAGACCCUUUAGCUUUUAAUCCAUGGAGAUGGAAGGAUAGGAGUUUGGAGUCUCACCAUCACAUGAUGUUAUUUGGUGGAGGAACUAGGUUAUGUCCCGGAAAAGAGUUGGGAAUUGCAGAAGUUUCAACAUUCCUUCAUUACUUUGUUACAAAAUACAGAUGGGAGGAAGUUGGAGGAGAUACAUUAAUGAAAUUCCCAAGAGUUGAAGCACCAAAUGGUUUCCAUAUCAGAGUUUCUUCAAGCCAAUAAUUUUUUUUCCAAGUUACAGAAAGAUAUACACGAAGAACAUCGAUGUACAAACUCACCAUGUCUGAAGUGAUAGGCUCCUAGCUGAAUUGGUUAUUGGACUAAAAGGUUGAUCAAGAAUCGGAAGAAAGCAUAUUGAGGUAAAGAAAAGGUUUAGGUUUCUUGGUUAAGGACGAGUACAUAGUGGUAACUUCCUAUAGAGCCAAAUUCCUGACUGGUCUCCUCAGUGUUCAAAUCUUAAGAGUUUAGGUGAUUCUAACAAUUCUACCCUCGAAGCGGUGUUUGAAGUUUACCUUAAAGAUGAUGAUGACACCGGAUGCGGGUGUAGGUUAACUUAAGAAGAAGCAUAUAGGUUUUCUAGUUUAGUUUCUUUUCCUUAUAAAUAUUUUUUCAUUUUUUUUCCAUCUUGCUACAUUUUUUCUUUUGUAUAAAUGAAAAAUAAAAAUAAAAUGUUAACUGAUUUUAUGUUGUA
Molecule: messenger RNA, 2492 nt
Organism: Papaver somniferum (opium poppy)
Lineage: Eukaryota; Viridiplantae; Streptophyta; Magnoliopsida; Ranunculales; Papaveraceae
Product: cytochrome P450 85A1-like
Exons: 9
Coding region: 635-2023 (462 amino acids)
Biological process (GO): sterol metabolic process
Molecular function (GO): oxidoreductase activity, acting on paired donors, with incorporation or reduction of molecular oxygen; iron ion binding; heme binding
Source: RefSeq, a predicted model, not a curated record